AUGGGCCCCUGUACCGCCUCCUCAUGCUGCUGCCAGGCCCGUAAUCUGCCAUGGGCCCCCGUACCGACUCCUCAUGCUGCUGCCAGGCCCGUAAUCUGUCAUGGGCCCCUGUACCACCUCCUCAUGCUGCUGCCAGGUCCAGAGUGUGUCAUGGGUCCCUGUACGGCCUCCCAUUGCUGCUGUCUCCAUCGCCACACUCUGCCAUGUGCCACUUUCAGGUCUCCUCACACUGCUGGUGGGUUCCAUUUUUUCAUAGGGUGCUGUAUGGCCUCCCAUUGCUGCUGCCUCCACUGCCACACUGUGGCUCCACACUCUGGUUUUGGCCCCGUGACUGCCCAAAUGAGUGAAGUGUGCGGUGAUUCUAAGAUCGACGGCACUCAUCUGCAUGUCAUACUGACUGACAGUAUUAUUUCUCUUCCCCAGCAGACUCCAAGGGCAUUUAAAUUAAAGGUACAGUGUUCUGCACUAAUAUAA
Staurois parvus is the source of this 474-nucleotide messenger RNA. NCBI's taxonomy places the organism in Eukaryota, Metazoa, Chordata, Amphibia, Anura, Ranidae. The record is from the annotation of a GenBank genome assembly.